Molecule: messenger RNA, 2629 nt
Organism: Nasonia vitripennis (jewel wasp)
Lineage: Eukaryota; Metazoa; Arthropoda; Insecta; Hymenoptera; Pteromalidae
Product: ankyrin-3-like
Exons: 3
Coding region: 655-2313 (552 amino acids)
Molecular function (GO): protein binding
Source: RefSeq, a predicted model, not a curated record
CCACAGGAGGCAGAACGCCUGAAUGCACCUUCCAAAACAUGGCGCACUUACUUAAUAUUAAAAGUUUCAAUCGGCCUUGUGCGUUCAUAUGUUGGAGGUCUACAAACUUCGGUGAUGAGGGUCUGUUAGUCAUUAUAUUAACGUCUGUAUUUAUGCUUUUUCAAUAAGAGCCAAGAAGAGCAGCACUUCUAAUGCAGACUGUAGCGCCACCGGGGACUUACGGAUAAUCUGCAAAGCUCCUCCCCCCCCCACCCGCCACCGAAGUUUUCAUACCCGACGCUUGUACGGCGUUAGUCAAAGGUGAGAAAAUGACGAAUCCGUCGGCGUCUAUCGCACUGCAGUUUGUGUCCCCGACGCGUCCAGGACAAAAGUCGAAGUCAGUCAUCUUGGAAUCACCUUUUUAUUUCGAAAAUAUCAACGAUCGCCAAUUCAUGCAGAGAAUUAAUGCAAAAUUGAUAAUUUUACCCAGGAUACCAAAAUCUUCAAACAUCUAGACAAUGUAAAGGGGUAAAAAUCUUGAGCAAAUAUUGCCCAGCCACAGGGUAAAAUUUGCUUAAAAAGCCAAGCAGGACUUGUUGAGUAAAAUCUACUUAACGAGAAAAUAUCGUGAACGACAGCAUUCAUAAUAGCAGUGCAAUAUCAAAUCUUACCGAGAUGUUGGAUCGUGAGUUCAUUGUGUUCCGUAGCUUUAAUCUCAUGAACUCAGAUCCAUACGACGACGAGCGCGUCAAAAGUUUCGAUCGCCUGCUGCAUCGAGCAAUCAACGCGAUCAUCAGCGAAAGCCAUCUCACGACCGGCCAAAUCAAGCAACUUCUCCGUACCUCCAAGAAACGCACCGACGAAAAUUCCAUAGUCCAGCUAAUCGUGCGGCGGGAACCUGCCCUCGGCCAUCAGCUCCUGAAAAAAUGCAAGCUCUCUCUGCUGUGGAUCGCAGUCAUAAGCUGCUACCAGGAUUCAGCGGAGCUGCUCGUGGGCUACGGUGCCGACGUUAACGAGCGCUACGGAUUGGACAAGUCACCCGACGAACUUCUCAAAAAAUCGACCAUCCUCCACGCACUGCUUCAGAUGUAUCCUUCCAAAUGGAACGAGAGAUUGAUAGAACUGGUAAUAGACCAUGGUGCCGACGUGAAUGCUAGAGACGCUACUGACUGUAACAAGGCUGCAGCGUGUGGCUGUACCGCACUGCACUUGGCGGUAGAAUACGGUCGAGUCAAGAUGGCCGAAAUGCUCCUGGAAAAGGGAGCCGAGGUCAAUGCCGUUCGCGGCCCUCGGUUGACACCGAUGCUCGAAAUAACCCGCACUAAAGCAGCUGACGAACUGCUGCCGCUGUUGCUGAAAUACGGUGCAAAUGUUAACGCCAGUGAUGAAGUAGGUAAGAACGCCUUGCACCACUUGGCAUCUGCCCCGGUGGAGUAUGUCAACCUGGCCAGAGCCUUCAUAGAGAUGGGCGUCUCACUCGACGACAGAACUAAAGAUGGACACUUACAGCCGAUGCAUCUAGCCGUUUACAGGGGACACAAUAAAUUGAUGAAUCUCUUUUUUGACCACGGCGCGAACGUGAACUCGCGAAUGGCGUACGGCGAUUUCCCACUAAAACUCGCCACUCGAUGCAACGAUCCGGAAGUGCUGCUGACUCUGCUGAAACGCGGCGCCAACAUCGACGCGACAGAUAAUCACGGUCGGACCGCCUUGCACAUCGCUUGCGAGAACUCGAACCUGGAGAAGAUAAAAAUGCUUCUGUCCGUCGGCGCGGACGCGUUCGUCGGGGAUCGCUACGGCCAAACGCCGUUCGAGAUAGUCUGUGGCCAGAAUUUUAUAGAAAAUCCGAGCACCAGACCGAUGCUGAAGAUGUUGGCGCUGGCAAAAGCUUGCAGCCGACAGCCUUUGGCCGAAUUCAUCAACGAGAGGAUCAUCAGGGAAAUGUUCCCGCAGCACUGGAAUUACUAUCAGCUCUGCCACGCGAACAUCUCUCUACUGAAGUCCAGGAGAUUCAUCGAGACCUGCACACUCUUCGAACUAUUGACGAGCUGCCGGUGUCACAUAGCAGCCCUCAUGCAGAACCAAGAGUUCGAGAGCAGAUUCAGGAUGUGCGAUCUCGAUGUUUUCCCCAUGUACGCGGAAGACGUACUGGAAGCUUUCGAGCGCGCGGAAAGCUAUUAUCAACACAUCCUCGACUUCGAAGACCUUAUCAUCGAGGUUGUUAAUAAUAUUUUGCCUUGCGUAGUAGUGAGAAAGGUGAUUUCAUACGUGUUUAGCAAAUGCGAGAUAUGUGAGUUAAAAAAAACUGUGAGUGCCUCUCGCAGCGCGCCUUGAUCAACUGAGCCACGGACGUACGCUUUAUUUUGUUUUUGUUUUCUUUUUCUAAUACUAAGGUUAGAAUUUUCAAAUUUACAUAAGUUUUUAGAUAUUAGCUACAGCGCCGCCAUUAAUCAAUCACCUUUCUUGACUCUUUAGAAUCAACUAAUCCAUUUUCGGCUUCAAUUUUUCGCUGUCACUUUUUUAAAGAGGAUUUUUAUUUAAGCGACUUGAUUUUAUAAUAACUCUAUAAUACUGUGUCGAAUUUGCUUGCUACGCAUAGAUAGCACAGUGAGGUUUACAACAGAAAUGAAUAAAUUUCUUUUACAAAUUA